This is a messenger RNA of Kwoniella shivajii, 1128 nucleotides long. RefSeq lists its product as uncharacterized. The record is from RefSeq and is a predicted model, not a curated record. Lineage: Eukaryota; Fungi; Basidiomycota; Tremellomycetes; Tremellales; Cryptococcaceae. Gene Ontology annotation, cellular component: cytoplasm. Gene Ontology annotation, molecular function: 2-oxoglutarate-dependent dioxygenase activity. The transcript is spliced from 5 exons. The coding region runs from base 1 to 1128 and encodes 375 amino acids.
AUGGCUCCUAUCGCUCUCACCCAGACAGAGUCUGUGUCUCCCGCUCAAGUGCACACUCUCAAGUUGAAAGGUGACGCGACCGAGACUCCAACAGGAGUAGCUCAGAAUACACUGAAAGGUCCAUUGGAGUACAAAGGUACUUUGGAGGAGUACUCACAUUUCGAAGUGACUCCAUCAAUUGGACGAGAAUUCGGAUCUGAUCUUCAAUUAUCUCAACUUUUAAAAGCUGACAAUUCGGAUGACCUCAUACGAGAUCUGGCUGUCUUGAUCUCUAGACGAGGAGUGUGCUUUUUCCGAGCUCAAGAUGUCAGUCAAGAUGAAAUGAUGCAGUUACAAAAGAAGAUCAGUACAUUGGCUGGACAACCGAAAGAUUCAAAUAUGUGUAUACAUCCAGUAUCAGAGAACACGGGAGAGAUGGGUGCCAAAACUCAACUUAUAUCAGCUGAGAUGCAAAGAAAAGGUGGUGGUAUCAUGAGAUUACAUGACGAUGUUUCACGUUGGGCAAGUAGAGCUUUUCAUUCUGAUGUAUCAUUCGAGAAAGUUCCAUCUGAUUAUUCAAUGUUGAAAGUCAAUGUACUUCCUCCAUCUGGUGGUGAUACUCAAUGGAUAAAUUGUUAUGAUAUCCUUGAUAAAAUAUCACCUUCAAUGCUCGAAUACUUCAAGACGCUUAAAGCGGAUCAUAAUGCCAAUUUCUUCCAUCAAGAAGCAGCCAACCAUGGUAAGACGGUAUCAAAAACGAUGAUCAGAGGUAAUCCUCUGAAUGUCGGUGACGAUUUAUCGGCUCAUCACCCUUUGAUUCGGACAAAUCCAGUCACUGGAUGGAAUGCCCUUUACUAUUCGUACGGUUUUGGAAGUCGAAUACAAGGUGUGACAUAUGAUGAACACCUUAUGUUACGAGAUUACUUGACUCAACUAUGUCUGAACAACUUUGAUUGUUCAGUUAGGUUCCGCUGGGAAGCUGGGUCAGUGGCCAUUUGGGACAACCGAUCUACCUUGCAUUCUGCAACCUUUGACUACGCCGAAGAACGAAGUGGUGAUCGAGCAUCGUCUAUUGGUGAACAACCAUAUUUCAGUCCCGAAGGAAAACAAAAAAGUGAAGCUUUACGAGCUGAGGGUAAAAAGUGGUAA